Pelagomonas calceolata is the source of this 11534-nucleotide messenger RNA. The record is from the annotation of a GenBank genome assembly. NCBI's taxonomy places the organism in Eukaryota, Pelagophyceae, Pelagomonadales, Pelagomonadaceae.
CCGCUCACGAACGAGACGUUGCGAGACUGGGUGAAGCGCUGGUGCGGCGGCGAGCGCGAGGGCUUGCCGCCCAUUUCGACGUGGAAUACAAGUAAGGUCACGGACAUGUCGUUCUUGUUUUGUGUGUGGCAGGAAUCUUGGAAGAACUGGCCCUGUAUGAACUAUAUGGAAGAUAAUUUUAAUAGGAUGCUUCCGGCGGCCUCGUCGUCCUUCAACGACGACAUCAGCGCGUGGAAUACCUCUAAUGUGACGAAUAUGAGCUGGAUGUUCUACAGAGCCUCGUCGUUCAACCAGCCGCUGAACGACUGGCGGGUCGACAACGUCACGGAUAUGCAGUACAUGUUCGCCGGCGCCUCGUCGUUUAACCACCCGCUCGGCAAAUGGAGGGUCGACAACGUCACGAAUAUGAGCACGAUGUUCGCCGGCGCCUCGUCGUUUAACCAACCGCUGAACAACUGGCGGGUCGACAACGUCACGAAUAUGCACGCGAUGUUCUGCUACGCCUCGGCUUUCAACCAGCCGCUGAACGACUGGAACACCUUCAACGUUGACCUCUUCAGAAACCAGUCGAUGGACGGAAUGUUCUACUUGGCCUCGUCGUUCAACCACCCGACUAAUGUACCGGACCAUUUCCAGUUCAAUCCACACUUUUAUAUGAAACGGCUUUUUGACUCGAUCCCGCUCGGCGACUGGGCAUACACGGAAAAUAUGUAUGCGGGCAGCGCCGUGGACAGAAGUUGCUGCCUUGUCUCGUAAGUUUACUACGUUCGCACACUCCCGGAAGGAGCAAAAGUAAUAAUAGUAUCCUAAUAAUUUACGCCGGCGGCAGCGCCGCCCGGGCUCGGUGCCACGGCGCCAGCUCGAGGGCCCGGUCCCGCGCCGCGCCGUCCGCGACGGCCGCCUCGGGCAGACGCACGUGCUUCUUCAGGUACCGUGCGACGAACUGGCGCGCGGCGCCGUUCCGCGGCGACGAGUGCGUGCCGUCGACGAUGGCCAGCUUGCGACUGCCGCCGUACCUAUUUGCUAAGGCCUCGACGUGUUUCAAAGCGAUGAUCCGGUCCGACCGCGCCUGCAUGAAUAACGCCGGCGCCGAGCACUCGGCCGCGUGCCGCAUCGGCGACAAAUCUUUAAGAGGCGACAACCCGGCGAGCUGCUUGCACGUCGCGUCGAUGGAGUCCAACACCAAAUCCAACGCGAGUCUGGUGACGGUGAAGCCGGCGACGUACUUGCCGAGGCCGCCCGUCGCCGCCUUGGAGUUCUGCGCCACUAAGUGUCUAGCUAACUCCCCAAAGUCGGCAUACGGCGAAUCUAAGACACAAGCGUCGAGUCGCGGCGCGGUCACGUUCUUUUUCGUCAGGUACCUACCUUGAUAAUAAAUGACCGCCGCGGCGCCCAUGGAGUGGCCCCAGACGAUCAGCGACCCGACGUCACUACGCCGUCGCAGAUGCAACAGCACGAUCCGCAGAUCGUCGGCCUCGUGCCACCCUAAUGAAACGUGCGCGCCGUCGGAGACACCACUUCCGCCACAGUCCAACGCAAAUAACGUCGCGCCCAGCGACAGCGCCACGGGCAGGUAGGAACACGCCUGGACGCGCGACGCCGAGUUCGCGUGCAUGAAGACGACGCACGGCCUCUUUGUAUCGUCGGUGAAGCGCCAGUGCGAGCAGUGCAGCCGUAAGCCUCGCGCGUUCCGCAAAACCAAGUCGUGCCGUAGGCACCGCUUGUUCUGGAACUCGAACGACGAAGGUCCUAAGAUGCGGCAGUCGUAGAGGAACCGCGGCGGCCGGAUGACGGCGGAGACCAACGCGUUGUAGACCGUGGGUCGAUCUCCCAACGCGCCGCCGCCCUCCGUCGCGAGGGCUUCCGGCGUUCCUACGGUCGCUUUUGCCACUCGCGCCGCGCCGGCCGAGGGCAGGCCGGUCCCAAAUAUGGAAUGAUACUGGCACCGCGGCCGCUGCGACUGGAGGUCGUAGACCGAGUAGUCAUCUAAUAACCGCAAGACCUCCCGCGCCGCGCGCUCGUCAUCCCUUAAAUCAAUCUCGAAGCGCACGCGCCGCGACGGCGCGUCGAGGUCGUCGUCACUGGACGACUCGUCCUCGGACAACGAAGCAGGAGCUUCUGGCAGUUUGGGCGCCGGCGAGAACCACCAGGAGGCCUGGACCUUGGGCUGCGUCGCGCGGCCCUUGGACAGCGCCGCGAGUCUCCUCAAUCGCUUUCUUCUAGCGUCGUCGUGGGAAGUCGACCGUCUCCGCAUGAACGCCGGCCCCCAGCAGUCGAAGGGCUGCUCGGCCUCGAAGCGUAUAAUAGAUUUGUCGCGCGUCCACCGUCGCAGUUUCGCAAAGGGCACGCUCUGGAGCUCGGACGUCAGGUCGUUGGAUAGGAUGGCGGCACCAUCUCUAGAAACAGCUAACACGCGGGGCGGGCAGGCCUGGUCCCGCAUCGUCUCGCCGGGCGCGCGCCGCCGCACGGCGCAGGGGAACAACUGCGCGCCGAAGCGCGACGUCGACGCGACCGUCGCGAGGAACGCGGCCUCGGGCGCGUCCCCGUCGUCCGAGACGACGCGCUCGCCGUCCGCGACGGGCUCGACGAUCUCCAGCUCGAUCUUGGCGGCCUUCUUCGGCGCCUGGGCGACGGCUCGGGCCUUAUCUCUUUUCGCGGCUUUCUGCGCGAGAUGUCCAUCGAGAGCGGCGCGGACGCGGACCUCGUCGGCGCUCCCGAACUCCUGGACGCCGUGCGUCGCCAGCAGCGUGAGGGCCAGCGGCCUUACUAUCGUAUCGUCGUCGCCGUCGAGGCCCCGCUUCGCAGCCUGGCCGCGCGCGCGCGCCCAGAGCCGGAGCGCCGCGAGGUCGCCCGUGACGGCGUCGGGGAACGGCGCGGCGCAGCGCUCGUCGAGGGCGUAGGCGGCGGCCUGCGUGCGUUUUAGUGUCGAUGGCCGCGACGGCGUCGACGCGAUGAGUAGGACGCGGCACCAUGCUUGCGCGUGCAACAAGCGAGCGAGCGCGAACUCGUUGGCGGAGGCGGUCGACGUCCGGAAGCCCCGCGCGGCGGCCGCGAGCUGCGCCGUCGUAAUGAGGCGCACGGCGAGGACUACCGAUUGAUUCCGCAGGGACCGGGCCGUCGCGUCGGGCUCGUGCCGCGCGGCGCAGCGGCCGUCGCCGUUGUACGCAUACAGUCCGAGCGCCGAGACGUACUCGGCGCCGACGCCGAUCGCUAACGCCGCCGCCGACUGGAUGGACCGGGCCGUGUCGUCGUUCCUAGCUGUCACUUUGAUGGAAGAGCCGUCGAUAAAAGCCACCUCCACAACACAUGUAGACAUCGCGCCGAACCGACCUCGAUCCCUCAAUGCUUGUCCGACGUCGCACGAAGACGUCCGCGCCGUACUCGUACCGUUCGCGACCUCGUAGCUUUCGCCCUUGAUCAGCUUGGGGAGCAUGUGGGCCCUCCCUAUAUCUCUAGCUUUCUGCAGUAGACUUCUUCUUUUGGGAGCGGGCGGCGGCGUGGUGACGACGGUUAACGACGCCAUCUGCGGCGUCUCAUCAGAGUCGUUGUACGCGGCCCAGUCGUCGAUGCGUUGUGCAGCUUGCUUGCGGACCAUCGACGGCGGCAACGAAGAAGACCGCUUCUUCGGGCCGCCCCGCCGCCCGACGGGCACCUCGAGGGGCGUGAAGUCGCGCGUGGCGCGCGGCGCCUCGUCGGGUUCUAGGUCGAGGUCGUACUGCGGGAGGCUCGGCAUAAACUCCGACCCGACGGCGUCAAUUUCAAACUCCUGCUGCAUGAUCUCUUGCAAAGCGGCGGCGGGGCCCGCACUCUUCUGGGGUGUGGCCUUGCGGCCAUAACCAAAAAACUCCAUGCUGAUGCCUGGGCAGCCCCUUGCUCUUGCCGCGCGCGGGGCAGCCGCAGCGCUCGCGACGGCGGUCGUGGCCGUCCCGGCGUGUCGUUCCGGAUCCGUGCGGCCUGCGCGACGCGUGAGAGUGCGCCUGCGGCUCACGGCUGCCUGCCAAUUUUCAUUUUUUGACACGGGUUUUGCCCGUUUGCCUCCACCCGUUUGGAACCGCAUCUGCCCUGCUUGAUGAACACGAAGAACGCUACCCGGACGGUUGGCCGUCUUAGGACGAAUGCUAGUGUCUUACAGCUAGCCCACUCCCAGCUGCGCCUUUGUCUUUCGCUCCCGAUCGCCCUUGUUGGAGGCCGCUGCGACAUAUCCGUGGCUCGGUAUACCUUCAAGGCUGAUCCGCUCGAAAACCGGUGCAGCGACGGCACCCGCACUCCAUAAAAGGGCCCUCAAGUAGGAGGCCCUUUUGCUCGGUGCUCGCUCCCACGCGCGAGGCGCCGCGCGUCAAAAGACGGCCAGCGCGCAGACGCCACGGGACCGUGCCCCGCACGGAGACCCGCCCGCGCCACCACAAGCACACCGAGGCAUGAGCGCCGCGACGCCCCGAAGACUAGCCCAGCGCCUCGGCUGGACGAAGGCGAGCGACGGCAAGGGCGGCGACUGGGAGGCCUGCGGCGGCGCGGCGAAGUUCAACCUCGAGAAGCUCGUUGGAAGAGGCAGUUACGGCCAGGUCUGCGCCGCCACUCAAAUUAGUGAUGGGAAGCAGGUCGCCGUGAAACGAGUGGUAGGAGCCUUCGACUCUCGCAGGGACGCGCUGUGCAUCAUCCGCGAAGUGCGCAUACUCGCAGCCUUGCCGCGGCACGACAACAUCGUGAACCUCCUAGAUGUGAGGACGCCGCUCGAAGACCCCAGUGAUGAUGCGGACGUGUUCCUCAUCUUUGAAAAAGCAGCCACGGACCUGGAGAAGGUCGUGGCCUCGAACCAGUACUUCACGGGCGACCACAUCCGGUGGCUCUCGCUCGACUUGUUGCGAGGCCUGCGGUGGCUCCACAGCGCGGGCGUCGUCCACCGCGACCUCAAGCCGGCGAACACCGGUGUCCGUAUUUCAAGGGGAAGGGGGUCUGCGGCGGUUUCACGCCAUCGACGCGCGUCGUCUCCAGGAGAGGAGGCCGUGGGUGGUCUCUUUUCCGAUUUUGAGGCCGUUUUUGACUGAGACGGUUCCGUCCGCACAGGCGAACUGCCUCCUGGAGGUCAAGCCCGUCUCCUUGAAGAUCUGCGACUUUGGUUUAGCGCGAACGCUACCUCGACAACACUUACAACGUUCUGUGUCAUUACGGGCGGCGGACGACGACGACGCGGAGUCGCCCAAAGUGUUGCAUGCGCGGCCGCCCUUGCGGCGCCAGAUGACCACGCACGUCGUGACGCGGUGGUAUCGGGCGCCCGAGUUACUGCUGCGGGCGCCUCAAUACAAUAGUAGUGUCGACAUGUGGGCUUGUGGGUGCGUCCUAGCUGAACUUUUGUCCAUGGAAAAGGCGUCGGUGAAGUGUUAUCUUGAUAGAAGACCGUUGUUCCCCGGGGACGCGUCCGACCUGUCGCCGAGAACGAGGGCGAUCGAACCGGGCGACGACCAGCUCGCUACCAUAGUCCGAGUCGUUGGUUGUUCAGUACAGGACGUGGCAGCUUUAUCGUCUUCGACAGAGGUGGCUCAAAGACUAGAGGCUGCGAAACGGGCCGCCCCUACAGGCAGGAGGACCUUCGCCGCGCUGUACCCGGGCGCGGAGAAGGACGCCGUCGACCUGCUGGAGAAUUUGAUCAAGAUGGACCCGGCACAACGGUACUCGGCGGAUCAAUGUUUGGAUCACGCCUACCUGAAGCCGAUCCGCGGUGCAAAUGAUUUACUGGCGCCGCCGGACGCGCUGGACUCCGUGGACCCCGGGCCGUCGCUAGGGUUACCGCAGAUCCGGCGGUUGAUUCGGGACCACGCUCGCGGAUUUGCCCAAGUCGCGGAGGCCGUCGAGCCGGCGGCGAAGAAGCGGCGCACUUGAGUACUUGACCCCGGACGCGAGGCUAGUGCCCCUAAGGACCGCUGUGUUUUAUCACCGCGACCGUCGACGGCGUUGGGGGGGGCGCACGAGUCGUACAAAUCUUACUCGCGGAGACCGCGUCUUCUUCUGUGCAGGGGUGAUGGUGAUGGUAGAAAAGGGGGGGGCGGUGGUUCAUUCCGCGGCGAGCUCGGCCUUCGCCGCGUCGCGUGCGUUCUUACAAGGACGCCAGCGCCUCGCUCGACGAUCGCCGCGAGGCCGUGUCGACGCUCGAUGACACGGCGCGGGUCGCGCGGCGCGUGCUCGGCGGCUCACACCCUACCACAAAGGGAAUUGAGGGCGAACUGCGAAACGCGCGAGCCGCGCUCCGCGCCCGCGAAACGCCGUCGGCGUAAGACUGGGCGCGUAAUAUACCACAAACAAUUACAUCACCGCCGCCGCAAAACCCCCACGACCGCCCCCGCCACGCCGGCGACGAGCGCCGACAGCGCCAGCGCGUCCACGGCGCCGGCGACGCGUUUUUUGGGAGACACGCGGCAGACGUAGUGGCCCGGCGCCACGCGCUCCAGCGGCCGGUCCAAGGCGGCGACGACGGCCUCGCGCGCCCCGUCCAGCGCCGCGGCGACGCGGACCCGCGCGCCGGGCGGCAGCGGCACGACGCGCGUGUUUCCUGUUAAAACGACGGAGCAGACCUCGCGCACACCUAAAGACGAGGGCGACUCGACGACCCAGGGCCCGUUGAAGGGCACGUCGGCGUGGCAGACCUGCAGCACGCGCGACUCUGGAGACGUCUGAAGUCCGCGGCAGCCCGACGCGUCCGUGAAGAAGGCCACGUCCGUGUAUAGUGAUGAGCCGAUGUGCACGGGCGGGAAUAAGGGAGGAAACGCUCCCGAGGCAAAGCACACGAGCUCGAGCGGGCCCUCCGACAGGAUGUCUGAGCGCAUGCUCUUAAGGUCGAAUGCUGUCGUAGAGAAGGGCAACAUAUCUAAACUCUGGACGUCGCGCCCACCCACGAGCCCCGAGAAGUGCUUCCGGAACGUCGAGAGUCUAGCCCAGCCGCCCUCAUAUAGAGCCAAGUCGUCGAAGUCCAACAGAGCGUCGCGAAACCGCAUGCGCUUCACCAGGGCCUCGAAGGCCUCCAGCGGGCAGUUCGGCGCCGCUAAGACGGCAGCGACCUUCGCACCGCUUGACGCCCCGGCGACGCCGUCCAAACGCUUGCGCAAUUGGCGCGGCCCGCCGACGCCGUCCGCCAGUCCUAGAGCGACCCCAAUCGACGCCGCCUCGCAGCCGAAGCCCUGGGAGAAGGCCGCGCUGAAGGUGUCCUUCUCGAGCCAUUCGCGGAGCGUCGGCGCGUCUUCGCAUGAGGCCGUCGUGAUUGUUGUAACGGCGGCUGCUUUACGGGCGAGGUGGCGGAUGUUCUGGGCGAAGGCCAUCGCUGUCGUCGCUCUGCGCGAUGGCGUGCAGAGUGCGCAGCCUGCAGGCUGCUGCUUUAGGAGUCUAGGCGUGUGAGCAAUGCACAAAUGAUAACGCAGCGCAGAGCACUGGUGUGAGCUUGCAAGCGUGUGCCAAAUCUGAUUGUUUUGAGCUGCGUGAGCCCAAGUCAGCUGUGAGAGCUCCGCUUGCUAGUAUCUCUAUAACGCUAGCCCGAAUCGCACGAAAUCGCACGCCUUGUUUUGAGCCUUCCAGAGGAGUCCCGCGGGGAGCAUCAGUGUUGCGCGCGCAAUGCUCCAAGGCGGAUCUAGGCCUGCCGACUUGGUCUGCAGCUCAGAGCCACAAUCCGCGCGCGGUAAGCUAAUUGAUAAAGGUCUGCGCGUGAAUACCGCACAUUUCUUCUAACUUCACGGCGGGUCAGAGAUUGAUUAGAGUUUUACCGCUCCUGAUACCUUUUUGUAAUUUUUUGGGCUCUCCCAAUUUUUCACAAUCGGGCCGCGGCGGCCGGUCGCGCGCGCCAGGUCUCCGAGGAUCGAGCUACGGCGGCCGACGCAAACCGCUCCGAUGCCGCGGCCGCGUUCUGUGCGCACGCCGCCGCUCUACGCGCGAACGCGGCGGCUUUGGGAGCCGCGACGUACGCGGCGCGGGCUCAAGCCCUGGCCGAGUCCGCAGGAAACGAGGCCACGCGCGAGACGCUCGCCACGGAGCUCGAGGCUGCUCUGGAUGAUGCGGACGCCUUGCGCGACGCGCUCCGCCGCCGCGCGCCGCCGCCGCGACCUGUCGCCGACCGGCGCUCCGUCUCGGCGCCAGUCGAAGCCGUCGCUUCACUCGAGGCCGACCUCGACGCGCUCCGACGGGACGUGGCAUCUCUGCGGCCGCGCCAGCAGGCGUCGCGCCCCACAUGGCUCCUCUUUGCCGCCGCGGGCGUCGUGCUGACGGCGUGGAUCCUGACGCCCGAAGACCCCUACGCCGCGGCGCUCGCGAGCUAAAACGAGCUAAACAUGUCAAGUUACAUUGGGUAGGACGCCCCCGUCAGCUCCUUCAGGUCGUCCCAGAGCUUCUUUCGGGCCGCGGGGUCCUUCGCUUCCCGGUUCAGACCCGUGCCCGCGCACUCGCCCGACGACCGCCCGUAACUCUCGUCCACGAGCAUGUGGUAGGACCGCGUCGCCUGCGCGACCGGGAUGCCGCAGCGGCCCCAGCCCGCAAUUAGCAUUUUCGUGUUGACCGUACCGGGGUCCAUUGUAUGAAUACAAAGCGAGGGCGGGUCGCCGUAGCGCGCGUCGAGCUCCAUUGCGAUCAUGGCGCAGCAGAGCUUGGAGAGGGAGUAGGCGCGGUGCUCCGACCAGCGCUCGCACUGGAGGUCGUUCAACGCGUCCGCCGCGCCGGCCGACAUCGACGACGUGACCAGGAUGCGACCGGCGCCCGAGGCCCGGACGCGGUCGAGGAGCAGCGAGGUCAACAGGAAAGGGGCUAAUACGUUGACGGCCAACGAGUACUCAUUUCCCUCGGCCGUGACGACGCGUUUGCCGGUGUAGUCUCCACUAAAGGUUCCUGCGUUGUUGAGGAGACCGUCGAUGCUGUCAUAAGCUUCCGCGAUCUCGGCGCCGAGACGCCUCACGUCUGCCAUCGAGCUCAAAUCGGCCACGAAGCCUCGCGCGCUCCCGCCGUUCUGCUCGACCUCGGCUACUACUGCGUCGACUUUCGACUUCGUUCUGCCGUGCACGGCGACGUGGAGACCGUCCGCGCCCAGCUUCUGGGCGGUGAGCCUCCCUAUGCCGUCCGUGGCCCCAGUUACGACGUAGACCUUGCUCGGUUUCGCGGCGGCAGCUACGGUCGCCAUCGCUGCGAGUCUUUGGGCAGUGAUGCGCAUCUCUGGACAGCCGCACAGAGUGUUUUGCCGCCCCCAGCCGGCCGGAGAGCAAACUUGCUCUGGCUAAGCUGGCAGGCUGAAAAGAGCACCGGAGAACCACAGGGCUCGCUCAGUGCUAACAGAGGACAAGCCUGAACGUCCCAUAAACUUUCCUCGAAUUAUGGCGACAGUACGGCUGCUAACCAUGCUGCCACUCUGGUGGAGCCUCUGCGUAAGCAGUGCGCUCACGCCGGUACGGCUGCGAACGCUGCCACUCUGGUGGAGCCUGUACAUAAGCAAUGCGCUCACGCCGCAAGCCCUUCUCGCCGAAUGGCAAGCGGCGAGGAUCAAGUCGCUGGACGUCGACGCCUCGCGCUACCACGCGCAAGUCCUUUUCGUGGACGACGACAACGCGCGCGCGCGCAUGGCCGAGAGCUGCGCGGACGCGCUGGCCCAUUGGGCAGAUGCGGGAUGGUGGAUCUAUCCACAUUCCUGCAGCCUCACAGAGGACCAGGCGCUCAUCGAGAACCCGCGCCAAGAGGCAAUUCUCACAUCUCUCGGGUUCGACGGCACGCGGGUCACCGCCGCCGGCGCGGCGCUCGCGAAGGAGGACCUGGACGCGUACGACCUUGUUAUUUGCGCCGACGCGGCCGUCCGCGACGCGGUCCUGGCCCUCGGCGAAGAGAGCUACGAGACGUCCGUGCGUCUCCUCGCUGAUUUUGCGACGGUCGCGGACGCGCGGUCGCGGGCGCUCUUCGACGGCCUGGAUGUCGCCCUCGCGGAGCGCGCGCGCUCACGUCAGGACGGUGGCGAACUUGUGGUUGAGGGAGCCGACGCGCAGAGCGACCGCGACGGCUUCGACGCCCUGCUGGAAUCGACGCUCGUUCUGACCGCGGCGCUCGUCGUGUUCCUCAAAGAUUCGUUCGACGCUUCAUUCACCGACAGCUUCAACGGCUUGUUGCGCACCCAUUUCUACGACGAGCGCCACGUCGACGCACGGUGGGCGGACGCCGAGCCGGCGCUGCGCCGCCACAUCGUCACCGGGGCGCUCGACCCACGCGAGCGCGAGCGCCUCUUCGACGCCCACAUGACCGGGCUUCGGCAAAGGCUUAGCGGCGACGGCGUUUCGUCGUGAUGUGUGAUAUCUGUCCUAAAGUAUGUGUGAUUCAUGUUUCGGAGCUAGCGUAUCGACACUAGCUUAUGGCGCUUGGGGCGGGGAGGGGUCCCGCAAGACCGCGCGCAAAACCCGUCGGUUAAGCUGAGGCUAGCGCUGGCUAGGCGCUGUGCUUCAGCCGUCGGGCAGCCUCACGACGGAACCAGGCAGCAUACCAUGGAGGAAGAGGCACCAGCGACCGAGCCCGGCGAGGAGACGUGCGAGGCGGCGCCCCUCGUCGUCGACUGCACUGCCUUAACAAAUGAGACCCUGCGACUAGCCUUAAAACAAUGGUCCAGCGACGAAGAGCGAGCGGCGUUGCCGCCCAUGGCGACCUGGAACACGAGCGCGGUGACGAACAUGUCGGCGCUGUUUUGUGUGCGCGAGGACUGGAUGGAGGGCCGGCCCGAAUGGGACCGCUGCGUCCUCUCAAAACUCGACGCCGGCUUCGACGAGGACAUCAGUGCGUGGGACACGUCUCGCGUGACAACGAUGGACCGGAUGUUCAGCGGCCAGGCUGCAUUUAAUCAAUCAAUUGGAUCCUGGCGCGUCGAUAAUGUUGUGGAUAUGCGCUGGAUGUUCCACGGCGCCUCGUCUUUUAAUCAAGACCUUAGCGGCUGGAAGUGCGACAACGUCACGGAUAUGCACUCGAUGUUCAACGGCGCCAAGGCGUUCAACCAGGCGAUCGGCAACUGGGACGUGUCUUCUGUAACGGAUAUGAGCUGCAUGUUCGCUGGCGCCGCGGCGUUCAAUCAGGAGCUGGGCGACUGGCGGGUCGACAAGGUCGAGGAUACGAGCUACAUGUUCUGGGAGGCGUCGUCGUUCAACCAGCCGCUCGGCGCAGUGUCGAAAUCAAGCGCGGAGAGUAGACGCAGUACAACAUCGCAUCGAUGGCGUGGGGCGCCUGAAAUUCGAUUUCCACGCAGGCUCGGCGACUGGAACGUUGAAAGCGUCACGGACAUGAGCUGCAUGUUCUGCGGCGCCGCGUCGUUCGACCACCCUCUUGAGGCCUGGAAAGUUGACAACGUGACGAGUAUGCACGCGAUGUUCAACGGCGCUUCGUCGUACAGGCACCCGCUCGCGGAAUGGAGGAUCGACAACGUCACAAAUAUGGGCCACAUGUUCGCUGGUGCCUCGGCGUUCAUUCAACCCCUCGGUAAUUGGAAAUUGCGACCAGGCUGCCAGACUACAUCCAUGUUUGCCGCGACAGAUUUCAAUAACAGUCGU